AUGGCGCCUCCUCAGUCCGACGAGCAGCUCGUCGACGAUCCUGCCAUGGUGGACAUUACUCCUCCUCACCCCGACGAGCAUUUCAGUGAUGAGCCGGCCGUGGAAGACACAGCCCCUCCUCGAUUCUCCGACGAGCAACAACCCGGCAGCGUGCCGCAAACCACGCUGAUGCCGUACGCAGCCGUGGACUCGUCGCUGCGCGCCAUGGCCGGCCAGGCCGAGGGCUUCGGCCGGCACGCCAUCGGCGGCCUCCACGGCGACGUCUACCACGUCACCACCCUCAAUGACGACGGGCCCGGGUCGCUGCGCGACGGUUGCCGUCGCCAGGAGCCGCUGUGGAUCGUCUUCGACGUGUCCGGCACCAUCCGCCUCGCGUCGGGGCUGCGCGUGUCCUCCCAGAAGACCGUGGACGGCCGCGGGCGGCGCGUGACGCUGUCCGGCAAGGGCCUUCUUCUUCGCGAGUGCGAGCACGUGAUCCUGUGCAACCUGGAGGUGGAGGGCGGGCGCGGGCACGACGCCGACGCCGUCCAGAUCAAGCCCGGGUCGAGGCACGUGUGGGUGGACCGCUGCAGCUUGCGCGACUUCGCCGACGGCCUGCUGGACGUGACCUGCGGCAGCACGGACGUGACGGUCUCCCGGUGCCGCUUCUCGGCGCACGACAAGGCCGUGCUGAUCGGCGCCAGCAGCGAGCACGUCGUGGACCGGCGCAUCCGGGUGACCAUCCACCACUGCCUCUUCGACGGCACGCGGCAGCGGCAGCCCCGCGUCCGGUUCGGCCGGGUGCACCUCUACAACAACUACACCAGGGGCUGGGGCAUCUACGCCGUCUGCGCCAGCGUGGAGUCGCAGAUUGUCUCCCAGUGCAACAUCUACGAGGCAGGGGAGAAGAAGAAAGUGUUCACGUACAUGAGCGAGCAGGCGGCGGACAGGGACUGCAGUUCAAGUGGGCGCAUCCGGUCUGAAGGCGACCUGUUCCUGAACGGCGCGAAGGAGCACACCGAAAAUGAUUUGGAAACUGCAGAAGACGGCCAGUGGGACUUCAAGGUCCGGGAUUGCUACAGGCCGUGGUCGGUCCAGCCGGCGUCGAUGGCGCUCAAGGAGCUCCUGGAGUCCUGCACCGGCUGGCAGCCGGUUCCGUUGCCGGAAGACGACGAUCAGUGCACCGAUGAUGUCAAGUAUGAAGAGGAGUUUAUCGUGAACUCCCGGGACACCAAGCUGUUCACCUGCUCAUGGAUGCCGCACAAUUCAGAGCCCAAAGCUUUGAUAUUCAUCUGCCAUGGGAUUGCAGCAGAGUGCAGUGUAUCAAUGAGAGAUACUGCCUCCCGUUUGGUGCGCGCCGGGUACGCCGUCUACGGGAUAGAUCACGAGGGGCACGGCAGGUCGUCUGGCCAGAGAUGCUACGUGCCGAACUUCAGCGACGUCGUUGCCGACUGCUCCAGCCAUUUCAUGAGCGUCUGCGAUAAGCCGGAGAACAGGGGGAAGAAGCGGUUCCUGUACGGGAUCUCCAUGGGCGGGAGCAUAGCGCUUCUCCUCCACAGGAAGGAGCCGGCCUACUGGGACGGCGCCGUUCUGCUUGCUCCAAUGUGCAAGAUUUCUGAUGACAUGAGGCCUCAUCCGGUGGUGGUGAGCGCUCUGAAGAUGGUAUGCGCGGUGGCGCCCGGUUGGAGGAUCAUACCCAUCCCGGACAUCAUCGACAAAGUCUGCAAAGAUCCAGAGAUGAGAAAACAGGUUCGCUCCAAUCCGUAUAUUUACAGGGGAAAGCUCCCAUUGAAGACCUGUCAUGAACUCCUCAUGGUGAGCCUAGACAUUGAGAAGAACUUGCACGAGGUGAGCCUGCCGUUCUUGGUGCUGCACGGAGGAGACGACAUCGUGACGGAUCCUUCGGUGAGCAAGCUGCUGUUCGAGGAAGCGUCGAGCGGGGACAAGGACUUGAAGCUCUACCCUGGGAUGUGGCACGCGCUCAUGGCAGAGUUCCCUCAGGACGCCGAGCGCGUCUACUCCGACAUCAUCUCUUGGCUGGACCAGAGGGCGAAUUGUGCAGCCAAUGUUUCAGCGAAUACUGGCACGGCAAGUGCCUAG
This is a messenger RNA of Triticum turgidum subsp. durum (durum wheat), 2079 nucleotides long. The record is from the annotation of a GenBank genome assembly. Lineage: Eukaryota; Viridiplantae; Streptophyta; Magnoliopsida; Poales; Poaceae.